Salvia splendens (bonfire salvia) is the source of this 2665-nucleotide messenger RNA. RefSeq lists its product as uncharacterized. Bases 1382 to 2362 code for a protein of 326 amino acids. The transcript is spliced from 3 exons. Lineage: Eukaryota; Viridiplantae; Streptophyta; Magnoliopsida; Lamiales; Lamiaceae. The record is from RefSeq and is a predicted model, not a curated record.
AAAAUCAUUCUUCAAGAGAAAAAUAUAUUUGAGAAGGUAUUAUACAUUUUCCCAUUUUGAAGAGGUAUCUUUACCUCUCCAUCAAUAGAGAGGUAAAAUUUUAUAACUACCAUAUUUGCCUUCUUUUCAUGAAAAACCAUUCUCCAAGGGAGAAGGUAUUUGAGAAUGUAUCACACUUUAUGUUUUUUUAAUGCAUUUUGUACUAUUAUUUUAUGUUUAAAAAAUCAUUUACCUUUCUAUAUAUCUUUUUUCUUUGGAGUAUGUUUCUUUUUGGAAGAGUAUAAUUUCACUUUUUGAGGAGGUAUAUAGAUGAUAUACCUCUUUUAUUUACGCUUCCUUGUUGGAGAUGCUCUUAGUAAGCAUGUAUGAUAUGAAGACCGAAGAUUGUUUUAAACAAAGAUCUUCAAAUAUGAAAAAUUAUUCUCACCAAACCUGACUUCAAAAUUGAAAAGAUGCACAAAAGAAUACGGAAAGAAGGAAUUGUCUCAAUAAUCCAUCACUUAAAAAUCAUCAAAAGUUCAAAUCCGCCAACUGUUGGGAGACUUUCUGUUUUAAUCUGCAAACUCAGUCGAGCAAGAUUAAUUUAAUUCCGAGUUUGGAAAUCAAAUUUAGUCAAUUUUUAUCAAUCAUGCACCUUAAAAAAAGAGCCGACUAAUCAUAAUUUUAAUAUCUGAUACAAAAAUAAAAUGACGUGGUUAACUAGCUAUUCGUAUUUGUUCUAAUUUAUAAAACUAAAGAAGCUUCGACUGGAUAAAUCGAACGGAUUGGAUCGUAGGUCAACCAAGAUCGACCCUACCCAAUCCGGUAAGACAAACCCUAAUCCCAGCAGAAAUCCCAAUCUAUUAGAUGCACAAAGUAGCCCGCACAGAAAAUCGUACGCACCAAACCAAACAAGCCUUAGAAGCUGCGCCUCUCUUCCUGUUCGAAACCCUAUUUGCGUGUUAACCCUACAUUUUGAAAUCUGAUUUUCGAGCUCAUCGGAACUGUAGGAUUAGGGAGUAAAUAAAUUACGAUAUACAGUAUAAUCUGAUAUUCGCCUGUUCGAUUGAUAAUCUCGCGGUACACUCACAUAUAGUUCGGAUUAUUUUUUCUUUUUUUUAAGAAUUUUAUCAAAUCACGGCUUACUUUGUUCGAUCAACAAUCUCGCGGUAGACUCACUUAUAGUUCGGAUUAUUUUUCCUUUUCUUUAAGAAUUUUAUCAAAUUACGGCUUGCUUUGGUUUUCAUUUGUUGUUCUGGAAGCAGUAAUUGUUGAUUGGUUUCGGGAAAUCCAGUCCCGAAAAUCAUCGGCGAUUUGUUGCAUUUGGGCUUCAGAUUUUCGAUCGUUGAGGAGGGUUUUUGAUUUACGCCCAGUGCAAUUUUUGAUUUACGCCCGGUGCAAAAUGGUUGGUGGUGGGAAUAGGAGGGAUGAGGGAUCGUUUACCGUGAGCAACACCAAUGUUUUUGCGGCGCUGGAUACUUUGAGGAAGAAGAAGAAAUCUGACAAAGAUAAGGGUUCGUCCAGGGGGAGUAAGAGCUCCACUAAGAGUGGCGCUGCUUCUGGAAAAUCAAAAGCAGAGGAAAAGCCGGUGUACUGGGCUCCGGCACCAUUGACAGUGAAGUCGUGGGCGGAUGUGGAUGAUGAGGAUGAUGAUGAUUACUAUGCCACCACGGCUCCUCCCCAGGCGAUGUGGGGUAGUUCCGGUUCGAAUAAAGUGGAUGAAACAGAGAAACAAGAUCAUUUGGAGGAAAGUGAGAGUGAAGAUGAGCUUCUUGAUGAAGGUGAUGAUGAUGUAGAUGAGGAGCCUGAUCAUGAAACAGAGGUUGGAGAACCUUCUGAACCGGUAGUCGAAACACAGGUUGAACAAUCUCCAGCACCUAGGGAGACAGAAAGACAACUUUCCAAGAAGGAGAGAAGAAAAAAGGAGCUUGCUGAAUUAGAGGCCAUUUUAGCCGAUUUUGGAGUAAACCCUAAAGAGAAAGCUGAAGAUGUAACAACUGACCCAAACAAUGAUGGGAAAGAGGUGCAACUGAAUGGAGUUGCAGAGAAGAAAGACAGUGCUGCACCUGCUGAAUCCAAAAGUGCCAAGAAGAAGAAGAAGAAGGAUAAGGCCUCCAAAGAGGCAAAGGAAUCUCAGGACCAGCCUAAUACCUCAGAUGCUCAUAAUGAACAAGAUGAGGCUGAACAUGUGGAGGGAGACACUUCUGCUGUUGAUGUGAAGGAGCGGCUCAAGAGGGUGGCGUCUGCUAAGAAAAAGAAAUCGAACAAGGAGGUUGACUCUGCUGCAAGAGCUGUUGCUAUGGAGGCUGCAGCACGGAGCGCAAAACUUGCGGCUGCCAAAAAGAAGGAGAAGAACCAUUAUAACCAGCAGCCAAUCCGGUAAGAGAAAAUUGGAGCUUUGAAGCUCUGAUUGAAUGGAGAUAGAUGGAUUUCUGUGGUUAAUAAACUCCGAGCUCUUGCCCUCUAGUUUUGUAGUGGAUGAACUUCAAAUAUAAUUUUACAAAAAUGUUUCUUUAUAUUUUUUCCGAUUUAAAUUGAGAAACCGUUGUAUUUGGUACUUGCUCGUUAGAUCAGAUGUAUUAUACAAUACUCUUCUUGCUGUGUAUCUACCGCUCUCUUCAGUUUUAAAGAGUGCUGAAACUUUCUGAUGAUUUUUCUUGUGAUUUCAAACACAUCUUUAGGCUUA